AUGGAGGACACCCAGAUUAUUGACUGGGACAUUGAAGAAGAGGAGGAGACAGAGAGAGUCAACGAAUUCGUGGGGUACAACUUGGAGCCCCUAGGGCAACUGCGUGUCUUCAGCGGUACACAUGGACCAGAAAAAGAUUUCCCGCUCUACCUUGGGGAGAAUGUGGUAGGCCGAAUGCCCAACUGCUCUGUGACCCUGCCCUUUCCAUCCAUCUCCAAGCAACAUGCAGUGAUUGAGGUCUUGGCCUGGAACAAGGCACCUAUUCUCCGGGACUGUGGGAGCCUCAAUGGUACUCAAACCCUGAGACCUCCUAAAGUCCUGAGCCCUGGGAUGACUCAUCGUCUCAGGGACCAGGAGUUGAUUCUCUUUGCUGACUUGCCCUGCCAGUAUCAUCGCCUGGAUGUCUCCUUGCCUUUAGCCUCCCGGGGCCCUCUAACUAUAGAGGAGACACCCAGAGUUCAGGGAGGAACGCGAGCCCAGGGACUUUUGCUGGCUGAGGACUCAGAGGAGGAAGUGGAUUGUCUUUCGGAAAGAUGUGUGGUGAAAGCUUCAAGAAUCAUGUCCACCCCUAGAGCAACAGUGGUCCCGGAGAGUGACGAAGAGGGGGCUUCCUCGGCCCCAGAUGGCCCUGGGGUAUCCUUUGCUUUCAAUUUAGACAGUGACACAGAUGACGAAGGUCAGCAGCCAGCAUCAAGGAAGGCCUCCUCCUCAGCUUCCAGAAGAGGCGCCCCUGCAAAAGCAAAGCGGCCUGGCACUGAUGGAGUUGCAAUUGAGCUCCGGCUUAAAAAGGAUCAGCCUUCAGCAAAGAGGAGGGACAGUGACACAAAGGUUGAAAGGGGUCCCAACAAAGUGGUGGGUCCAAUCAGAGUGAUUCCACAGAGAAGUCACCCUGUUAGGGAGGACAGUGACACAGAUGUAGAUGAAAGGGGCCAGCCUUCCACCUUCAUGGACAGUGAUACCGAUAUGGAAGAAGAGGAGAUCCCGGCAACCCCAGCUAUAGUUCCAAUGAAGAAGAAUCAAAUCCUCCACAGAGUUGGUAGGCAGGGCCCUGGGAUGCCUGCCUUGGCAUGUCUACAAAAGAGCCGGGCUGGUGCUGAUGCAGUGGUGGAGCAGGGUGAGGCCCCACUGGCUGUCCAUGUGGAGAGAAACCCACUGUUCAUGGUGCUCAACAGUGAUACAGAUGAUGAGGAAGAAGUCUCAGCAGCACUCACCUUGGCCUGUCUGAAAGAGAGCCGCACUAGGAGAAACCACAGAGUUAUAGAUGUGGAAGAGGGCAGUGACACAGAUGCGGAAGAGGAGAGACACCCAGUGGGAAAGAGUCAAACUAUUCCCAAAGUUGACACAGACAAGGAGAGAACCCUUGUUACUACAUGUUCAGGAAAGAGCCAGCCUCCUCAGAGGGCUGGCUAUACAGAUGCAAAGGAAGAAAAGGGCUCAUCUGGGGCCUCCCUGGGAAGAAGGCAAGCCUCCACCACAGUGGACAGCAACACAGAAACUGAGGAGGAAAUCCCAUUACAGCCAGCUGUUACACAUCUGGAGAAGCAUCAGGUACCUGUGGAGAUAAACCAAACAGUUAUGGAAGCAGAAGGGAGCCUCACAAAGCUGCCUGUGGGGCACCAAGAGAAAGCCCAGGACUGUGAAACAGAUGAGGAGGAGAGCCUGGCCUUCAGGGCCUCAGCAUUGGCAGUUGUAAGAAAGAGCCAGCUUCCAGCAGAAGGGAAUCCUAGGGUGGAGUGGGCUACAGCUGUUCUCAAGUGGGAGAGAGCCCUUGAAGCAGGGGCCCAGGGUGGGUCACCUGUGGUACAAGUGGAGCAGGACCUUCUCCCUGUCUCAAGGAAGAACCUAACAGAUCUGGUAGUGGACAUAGGCACUCCAGGCACCCAGCGACAUAGAGAGCGAGUCCAGACCCCCACAGAAAGACAGCAAGCACCGCAUGUAGACAGAACCAAGGACUCUAAAGACAGAAAUGAUGAUUCUGAAGAUCUAGACCUGCAAGCUACCCAGUGCUUUGUGGAGAAAGAGAACACAAGCCUUGAAGCAACCAAGAGCAUGGAGGAAGUAUCCACUCAGGCCUUCCCGUUUACUCCACCUCGAGAAGAACCUGGCCCUUCCCGUUGCAGCUUCCAGACCCCAGGUACUCUGGAUGAACCUUGGGAGGUCUUGGCUACACAGCCAUUCUGUCCAAGAGAGUCAGAGGCCUCUGAGACCCAGCACAUUGCUGCCCAUCUUGAGGCCCAUGGAACUUGUCCCUCUCCACCCAGGGCAACUUUACAAAACCAACAUCCAGAGAGUCCAAUUCAUACAGAGUCAUCAGGGAUGCAGGCUGAGGAGAAAGGCCUGGAAAGAGAGAUACCAGGAAGGGUGACCCCUGAGAAAGAGCCCUUAGAGAGGGAAACCAAGGAGCUGCCAACAGCAGCAGAGAGAGAAGAUGGGAUCGGAGAAGAAGAAUUAACCAGGGGGCUGCAGAACAGGGAACAAAAACCGGUGUUAGCUAGAGAACCUCAGAGCCUAGAAUCUGAUACAAAGCUGAAAAGUGUAAAUACCGAAAGGGAUAUGAAGAGCUUGGAGGUAGAAUUGGAGACAUCCAAGGAAAUACAAAAGAAAGAAAUAGAGAAGCAGGCCCUUGUAAGAGAAAUCUGUGACGGAGAAACAGAGGGACCCGCACCAGAGAGAGCGAGUGAACUAGCAGGGUUAGAAGUGAAAGUAUCCAAAGAGAUGUUUGAGGACGCAGGCACACAGAAAAGGGAGAACAAGGGUGGGAGCCAGGACCAGGAAGAGCAGACCUCCCUUUCAACACCAGAGCCUAGAAUGGGGGCGGGAGCUCUUCAAGGACUGGAUUCCGCCCCAGUAGCUUCUGGCAGCCAGGCAGGUAGAGGAAGGGUAACCCCAAUGAACCCCAGAAGGCAGCAGAGAGGCGGCUUGAAUUGCAAGAUGCCAUCUACUGGGAAGGCUUCCAGGGUAAGACCUGCUUUCAUCACCUCCCAGGGUGAUCAGGAAUCCCCAGAUGCUUUGCUGCCUCCAUCAAUGAGGGAAGCCUCAACCACACUCCAGAAACCCCUUAUUGCUCAGAACCAAAAACAUCCUGCCCCUCGGCCCUUACUUUCCCCGUCUCUGCCUUCUUUAGAGGUGCCUAUUCCCAGAACCAGGCAGAAAGGAGGGAGCUCAAGAGCUCUAGAGGCUCCUUCGUCCUCAGCGCUGGAGCCUCACUACACACAAUCUAAAGUCAGACCCCGAAGAGUCUCUCUGGUGACACCCUCUUCAGUUUCCUCUAUUGCCCUUGAGUCCUACCCUCCCAACUCCACAGACCAAACUGUCACCCCCAAUCCCACAUCUCAUGUUACUCAAGGCAGGACACGUAGGACCUCUGUCAGAACACCUGAACCAGUUGAGCCCAUGACCCCUGAACUCCAGCCUUCCACUUUAACAGACCCGCCUGUUGUUACACCCAAGCCCACAUCUCGGGCCACUCGAGGCAGGACACAUAGGUCCUCUGUCAGGACCACUGAAUCAGUGGAGCCCACAGCCACUGAGCUCCAGCCUUCCACUUCAAUAGACCAGGCUGUCACUCCUAAGCCCACAUCUCGGGCCACUCGGGGCAGGACACAUAGGUCCUCUGUCAAAACUCCUGAACCAGUAGAACCCACAGCUUCUGAGAUUCAACCUUCCACCUCCACAGAUCAGCCUGUCACCCCUGAGGCCACAUCUCAGGCCACUCGGGGCAGAAUACGUAGGUCUGCUGUCAGGACUCAGGAACCUAUUGAACCUAUAGCCCCUGAGCUCCAGUCUUCCACCUCCACAGACCAGCCUGCCCCCUGCAAGCCCACUCGGGACAAAACACAUAGGUCUUCUAUCAAGACCCCUGAGUCAGUUACACCCACGGCCCCUGAGCUCCAGCCUUCUACUUCCACAGACCAGUUUGUCAUCCCUAAGCCCACAUCUCAGGCCACUCAGGGCAGGACACGCAGGUCCUCUGUCAAGACCCCUGAACCAGUUAAGCCCACAGCCCCUGAUAAUGCGCCUCCCAUCACCACAGACCAACAUGUCACCCCUGAGCCCAUAGCUCAGUGUGAUCACAGAAAGACCGUAAAGUCUUCCACAGUGAAUGCUGUACAAACUCCUACAACCCUUGAAUUCCAGUGUCCUGCCCCUACAGACCAGCUUAUUCCUUCUGAGCCCAUCUCUCAAGCCAGAUGCAACAGGAGACAGAGGACCACUAGGAAGCAAGAGUCCCUCACAGCUCCCAUUAUCCAUGAACCCUGCUCCACACUCCCUGAACGUAAAUCCCAGUCCUCAAGGAGCCAAAGACAAGGAGCAGUGAGAGCAGCUGAGUCCCUUAAGGCUGUUCCUGAGCCUUCUUGUUCACAGCUUCUAGAGGCACCCAGUCAGGCUCCCCAGAUCCAAACCCUGGAGGCAGCAAGUAGAUCUGGGUUUACCCCAGAGCCCCAGCCUAAGCCCUCUCAAAGCCGCAAAAGGACUUCAACCACCAAGGAUUCACCUCCACCUAAAAAACAGCCCCAAAGAGAAGAAGUGCCCCAGAAGAUAGAGUUCCUUAAGGAAGAACAAGAAGAUACUGCAGAGAAGCCAGGAAAGAAAGAGAAUGUAGUGAUUCCAGGACCAGGCAAAAGAAAGAGAGACCAGACAGAGGAGCCCAAGGAAACACAGAGUCGAAAUCUCCGCCGAUCCAAACCUAACCAAGAGUUAACAGUCCCCAAAGUCCUCUUCACAGGAAUAGUGGAUGCCCGUGGAGAGCGGGCUGUGCUGGCUCUGGGCGGAAGUCUGGCCAACUCAGUAACAGAAGCUUCACAUUUGGUCACUGAUCGAAUUCGCCGGACUGUCAAGUUCCUGUGUGCCCUGGGCCGGGGGAUCCCAAUUGUCUCCUUGGACUGGCUGCACCAGUCCCGAAGGGCUGGUUGCUUCUUGCCCCCGGAUGAGUAUGUGGUGACUGAUCCUGAACACGAGAAAAACUUUGGCUUCAGCCUUCGGGAGUCUCUGAGCCGGGCACAGAAGCGAAAGCUGCUGGAGGGCUAUGAGAUUCAUGUGACCCCUGGAGUCCAGCCACCGCCACCUCAGAUGGGAGAGAUCAUCAACUGCUGUGGUGGCACUGUCCUGCCCAAUAUGCCCCGGUCCUAUAAGCCUCAGAGAGUUGUGAUCACUUGCUCCCAGGAUUUCCCUCGAUGUUCCAUUCCCUGUCGGAUUGGAUUACCCCUCCUCUCACCGGAGUUCCUACUAACAGGAGUGCUGAAGCAGGAAGCCAGCCCAGAGGCCUUCAUUCUCUCCACUUCGGAAAUGUCAUCCACAUGA
Messenger RNA from Chrysochloris asiatica (Cape golden mole), 5301 nucleotides. It is a transcript of the gene MDC1, whose product is annotated as mediator of DNA-damage checkpoint 1. Gene Ontology annotation, cellular component: nucleus. The transcript has 16 exons. Bases 1 to 5301 code for a protein of 1766 amino acids. The record is from RefSeq and is a predicted model, not a curated record. Gene Ontology annotation, biological process: positive regulation of transcription initiation by RNA polymerase II. Lineage: Eukaryota; Metazoa; Chordata; Mammalia; Afrosoricida; Chrysochloridae. Gene Ontology annotation, molecular function: protein binding.